AUGUCAUCCUCUCUCGAGGCCAAGAUUGUCGUCCUUGGCGCCCAAAACGUGGGCAAGACAUCCCUUGUGAUGCGGUACUGCAAAGGCUCCUUCAACCCGGCUCAGAUCACGUCCACCGUGGGCGCCAGUUUCCUGACCAAGCGCGUGGUCGACAAUGACUCCGACACUGUUGUGCGCCUCCAGAUCUGGGAUACGGCCGGCCAAGAGCGCUUCCGCUCCAUAUCGCGCCUGUAUUAUCGCGGCGCCAACGCCUGCAUCCUCUGCUACAGCAUCACCGAUGCCCAGUCCUUUACCGACAUGGGCGAGUGGCUGACCGAGCUGCGCCGCAAUCUGCCCGCAGAUGUCGUGCUGCACGUCGUCGGCACAAAAGCCGACAUUGUUGCCCGCGACCCGUCUCUUCGCCAGGUUCCCUUUGAACGCUGCAUCGCUUACGUAGCCGAAAACUUGGCCCCCGGCCUCGGUGGCACGCCACCCCCGACCGCCACGCCUCUCAACGGACAAUCCUAUCUCUCUUCGGCCGGCAUCGAACCCCGGAGCCCAAGCUCCAAGCGGAGCUCCGGCUUCUGGGGCCAGGAGAUUGGCUGGGACGCCUGUCACGAGAUCAGCGCUGAGAGUGGCGAAGGCGUCGAAGAGGUGUUCCGCGUUGUCGCCAGGAAGCUCGUGGAGCAGAACCGCAAGAUGCAGCAGGCACUUUUACAAGCAACGGCCACCCCAAAUACACCAGGGUUUGAAUCCGGUAUGGACGGAGGAUACUUUGAUACUAGCAAUGGCAGGGGGAGUUUUCGCAUCGGGCGAGAUAGGAGGAGCUGGCUAUUCCCCCCUGGAUUCUCGCCCGCCGUGACUAUUGACAGAGCUGGGUCAACUCAAGAACAGCAUGAUCAACUGGCUGAGAGCCGGCAAAAACAACGACAGAGCAGCUGUUGCUAG
Messenger RNA from Trichoderma atroviride IMI 206040, 927 nucleotides. RefSeq lists its product as uncharacterized. Lineage: Eukaryota; Fungi; Ascomycota; Sordariomycetes; Hypocreales; Hypocreaceae. The record is from RefSeq and is a predicted model, not a curated record. Gene Ontology annotation, molecular function: GTPase activity; GTP binding. Gene Ontology annotation, cellular component: endomembrane system. Gene Ontology annotation, biological process: intracellular protein transport.